Laetiporus sulphureus 93-53 is the source of this 960-nucleotide messenger RNA. RefSeq lists its product as uncharacterized. The record is from RefSeq and is a predicted model, not a curated record. The transcript is spliced from 2 exons. NCBI's taxonomy places the organism in Eukaryota, Fungi, Basidiomycota, Agaricomycetes, Polyporales, Laetiporaceae. Bases 1 to 960 code for a protein of 319 amino acids.
AUGCGUUGCCAAGUAACGAAUGAAGCAGAAAAGAAGCUGUGGAUGAAAUGCUAUCUCAAUAUAGACGUUGCCGAUCUAGUGGAGUCGCUUCCAGAAUAUUCUGAUCCCACGAAGACUUAUGUCAAUUUGCGACAAGCCAUACAGGAGCUGUAUCCAGGCGCAGAUACAGAGCGCAAAUGGAAAACGAUCGCGAAACUAGGAAACUAUCAUCGGGAAUUCCUAGCCAUCACCUCGUUUCUCAUUGGCAAGAACUGCAUUUCGGAGUCGGAACACAAUCGCGCGUUCAUUCGAGGAUUUCCACCGGAGUCGUGGAGUCGCAUUUCGCAACGCUUGCAGCUGAAGCAGCCAGAUCACUACCCAGAUGAUCCCUACUCGGUAAACAACGUCUACGAGGCUGCAAAGUUUGUGUUGCAUGGUACUAGUGCAGGGCCGACCACAAUAAAGCCAACUAUAACUACGUCGACUAGUAGCGCACCAGCAAUCAAGAGUGAGGAUAUUUCGUUGCUUAUUGAGAACCUGGUCAAGUCAGUCCAGACGCUCACGGCAGCUGCAACAGGUGGAAUUGCGAAGCAGAAUGGGAGUCAAGCUGCGACAGCGAGCAGACCACCAGUCGCAAAUGGAAGUCCGAGUGGAUUUUGCCACUAUUGCAGAGAAGCCGGAGGCAUGAUCGGAACAUGCAAGCACGUCGAGGAGGAUAUAAAGAGUGGCAAGUGCUUAUGCAACGCAGCCAGAAAAGUUGUCCUACCGAAUGGCACCUUUGUACCUCGCACCAUUCCAGGCAUUACGAUUCGCGAUCACAUUUACGAGUGGCACAGACGCAACCAGAUUCCAGUCACAGCAUCGGUCUCAGCGGCGAAUCUAUUCGAAGUCUCAGAGGACAAAGCCAGUUCGUUCUCGCUAGGUGCAGAAGAUAGGAUCGAAGCUUUGGAACAGGAGCUAUUCAACUUAAAGCGAUCGUGA